AUGGGUCAACAGGUAGGACCUGAAGUGGAACCAGAAGAGUAUGUGGUAACUGAUUACGAAUAUGACGAGUCUGACCGGGAGUCAGAUGAAGGAAAGGACAUUGAGGAGGCGUGCAAUGAACCCUAUCUAUCGAAAGCCCCAUCAGAUCCACGUGCGGUUCAGAGGGGUGAUGCAUACCAUUUAUGCUCUCUUGAGGAAGAAAUAACAAAUCUCAAGCGUCAACUCUUUGCGACCGAAGCAAGGGCUGUACGAGCCGAGCAAAGGGUAGAAGUAAUCACCCAAGAGGCAAACGAACUGGCUGAACUUCUAAUACGUCAACUCGAUGAUUGA
Messenger RNA from Lactuca saligna, 330 nucleotides. The record is from the annotation of a GenBank genome assembly. NCBI's taxonomy places the organism in Eukaryota, Viridiplantae, Streptophyta, Magnoliopsida, Asterales, Asteraceae.